CGUUCUGCGCGAGUGGAGCUGGAGAGAGCGCCAGGCGUCUCGCGAAGCGCGCGUGCCCACCAGAUUCGGCCCGCCGCUCGCCUCGCCCGUGGCUCAUACACCUCACGCCCCAUUAUCCACAGCCGAGGUGCCACUGCUCAAUUGUUCCACCGAUUCCUGCUUUGAACAAACUCCGCACGGUGUCGCCUCGUGUUUGUUUCGUACGGGGGGCACCAAGCGCGCUCCGACACCGCAGCCGUGACCGCUCCGGUCAUGCGGCCACCCCUGGCUCGACUUGCCCUGCUCGAUCCGUGAAGCGCGCCGGAGGGUUCUGAGAUGUCUUGCGCGACCAACAUGGCACAGAGAGGCUGCAUGGAGCUGAGCGCCAUCCGCCAGGAGAUCUGGCCCUUCCCGGCGGCCGACGGGUCCCUGCAAGGCGCGCAGGACAUCAUGAAGCCCACGGCCAGCUACCCCUCGGCCUUCCUCAAGGUGGACGCCGCCUACGUUCGUCACUGGCAGCAGCAGCUGCUUCCACACGGCCUCCCGGCGGCGCAGGACCCGGGACCACCCCGCGCCUCUCUCGACCUCCACCUCCCAGACUUAUCCGAGCCCGGCCCUCUGGCCAUGGGCGGCAGCGAGGCCACGCAGGAGGCAAAGGUGGCAGCAGCAGCAGCGGCAGCGGCGGCCGCAGCUGCGGCAGCAGGGCCCACUCUGCUGCAGCUCCAGUUGCAAGCUUGCAAGCCGACCCUGCAGUCGUGCAUGCCCGGCUCCGCCGCCGCCGCAGCAGCAGCAGCCGUCGUGCCGAUGCGUGGCGGCCAGCAGGUGCUGUUUGACAUGGCCGGGUCGGGGCCAGCGUGCGCCGGCCACAAUGAGGGCCCACCGAGCGUGCGGACUGCGGGGCCCUUCGAGAGGGCCUUCGUGCAGGCCAGCAGCCCGUUCACGGCGGAGGAGCUAGACUACUACCUGUACGGGCAGCAGCGCAUGGAGAUCAUCCCCGUGAAUAACCACGGCGACGACACCAGCAACCGUUGCGACAUGUGCGCCGACAACCGCAGCGGCGAGUGCCCCAUGCACGGCCCCCUCCACUCGCUCCGCCGCUUGGUCGGCACGAGCGCACCGCCGGCAUCGGCCGCGUCGUCCCUGCGCCCCGAGCCGCCGGCGUCCGUGCGCGCCUCGCUGCCCCGCGAGCUCUGCCUGUGCAGCAGCGGCCUGCCCGGCGCCGGCCUCGGCCUCUGCGCUGCUCAGCGGCUGCCCGCGGGCACCUGGCUGGGUCCCUACGACGGAGCGCGAGUGCCCGUGGAGAGGCUGCGUGCGGGAGCGGUCCGCAACACUCGCCACCUUUGGGAGGUGUACGACAGCGACGGGUGCCUGCUGCACUUCCUGGAUGGCAGCGAGCCCGGACGGAGCAGCUGGAUGCGCUACAUCCGCUGUGCGCGCCACCGUGCCGAGCAGAACCUCUCCGUCCUGCAACACAAGUCGUGCAUAUUUUACCGAGCAUGCGCCGACAUCCCUCGGGGCUCGGAGCUGCUGGUGUGGUACGACGAGUCGUACGCCUCUUUCCUGGGGAUCCCUCUGCAGCACGUCGCGCAGGACGACACCGCAAACGUGCCCCUGUCUGCCGCGGAAGCCAUGUCGCGGCACGAGGCCCUGUCGCCCUUCGGCAAGGCGGGCAAGCUUCCGCCCCCCGCCGUGCACUGGCCGAGCCAGGCCCUGCCGGCCGCCGGGAGGUCGUACCCGCAGGGCGACAGGCCCGGGGCGGCCUACAGCUACGGCUGCAACGGCAGCGCCAGCGGCGUGGGCAGCAGCCCCGGCUCCGGCAUGGGCUUGGGUGGGAUCGGCGGUGGCGCAGGGGGCGGUGGGGUCGGAGGUCACAAGGUGCUGGCGAGUCCCACGUCCACCAGCCAGCUGGGUGGGGAGUUCAGUGAUUGGCACCUGUGGAAGUGUGGCCAAUGCUUCAAGACCUUCACGCAGCGAAUCCUGCUGCAGAUGCACGUGUGUUCGCAGAACCCGGACAGGCCCUACCAGUGUGGCCACUGCGCCCAGUCCUUCUCCCAGCCCUCGGAGCUGCGGAAUCACGUGGUCACCCACUCGAGUGACCGUCCGUUCAAAUGCGGCUACUGCGGGGCGCCUUUCGCUGGAGCCACCACACUCAACAACCACAUCCGCACGCACACGGGCGAGAAGCCCUUCAAGUGCGAGCGAUGCGAGCAGAGCUUCACGCAGGCAACGCAGCUGAGCCGCCACCAGCGCACGCCCAACGAAUGCAAGGCCCCGGCCGACUGCGGAGAAUCGAUCGAGGUGGAUUGACUGACGGGAGGGGAGGGGGGGGGGAGGCCACCCCCCCCACCCCCGCCCACCGGGCAGGAAUUAAACGCCCUGAUUAAAACGUCGCCGGCACUUACGGCGGACAACCAAAGAUCCUCAUCGCCAACACUUUUCAAUCAGUGCCAUCGAACUAAGCACAAGGAGAACGGGAGAGGAGACGAGAGGGUUGGGGGUGGGGGUGGUGGUGGUGGUUGGUUGGGGGGGGCGGGAGGAAGAGGAAAAAAUGAAGAGAGCGAGGCAGGGCCGAGACAAACGCUCCGGCGAGCCGUGGGAUCGAUCCUCGUCGACACGGAGGACAUUAUUUAUUUAUUUGUCACUGGGGUGGGAAAGACUUUGUCAAUGGGACGAUUGGGCUGAGCUGAUUGAAUCACUGGAGUUGCCCGGGUGUUCUACGUGACAGUUUAAUCAUUGCCCCUAGCAGUGUAGCAGAUUGCAUGCAACCUUAACUUAACUCUGUGAGUGGCUCGAUCACAUAAAACACCCACACCUUUUAACCCCGCGUUCACGCCAUUUAUAGCUUCAUCCAGGACUGAAUUAAUAUAUAUAUAUACGACGGUAUUUAUAGUGAUUUUAUUUUCUUGUUUGAUGAACACUUCUGUGUCAAGAACUUAGACGAUGUUUUUUUUCGCGUGUGUUAAUUUUACUGCUGUAUUAAAUGCAAAAGCGGAAGCACAAAAUGGUGUCAGUUUUGCCAAAGAGAAAAGUUGUAGCCAAAACCAGUGUACCUGUACAGAACCCAACAGAGAAUGUCUGUACCCGUUAUUUCUGCUCACACUUUACCUUACUUCAAAAUGCAAAAAUGCGUUUGCUAAGCUGUACAAACUAGUGUUGUGAAUAAAUUUGUAUUGUACAAACGGCGGUUGUAUGCGGGCUCGUGAACGGUUAAGAUAACGAUCAGACGGAAUCACCAGCCCUUUUCUUACUUCUCAAAACCUUCCACAUUUUACAGCUCUCCCGAGAAACGUUGCAAAAAAAAAAAAACUUUCCAGUGUAAAUCAGUGGUACGUGACCUCUGCUUCAGUGCGCGCGCUAUAUUACAUAUGCGCGUACUUCCAUGGGGAAACAAAACACAGGUAUGUGUAUUGUAAGUAAAUUAAUUACACUUGUCCUGACUAAGGAAUCCCAGGUAACAGACAGCAAAUUGAGAAAAUUACCUUUAUUCUUAUUUAAUCGGAUCUCUUUUGCAAAGAAGACAUGCCGACUCAAAGUGCACUCGCCUGUGAACACGAGUGAUGCAGAUCGGCGUGCGUUCGAUGUGGGGUUGUGUUUUUAUAUUGACAGUGCAGCAUUUGACCCUGCUCAUGAAUUUUUUUUUUUACAGAAAAUGCUGCUUAAGAAAGCGAUGAGUAAUGUAAAUAAUAUGUGAUGUUUGCUUUAGACGCAGCGUUCUUUUUAAAAUUGUCAAGUACAUUUUAGUUUGCGCCCACGUAUGUAUGUAUAUCUGCACACACACACACACAAAGUGUGCCCUUAAACCGUUUUGCGUUUCCAUAAUAUUUUUGUACAUAAAUGUUUGAUUUCUCGCGCAAAAUCUAAAUGAAGAAAAAUAUUAUGCCUGUUGGUUUACAAGUGAUUAAUUGGAGCAGUAAUUCCUCGCAGAAGGCAUUUAUCAUCGAGGAGAGUUAUUUUUUGGGCAUUCAGGCAAACAAACAGAAACUCUUCCCAUGUGUUUCUUAUUGAACGUGGAGGUGCGUUGAUUGAACGCCCUUUACGUGACGAAUGAUUCCUCGGGCCAGCGCUUUGAUCGCAAAAAAAACACAACACGGUCGGGCCGAAGCAAAGGAAAACACUCGAGAGUAACAGAAAUACGAAGUAGCGAAACGACGUCGCACUCAGAAAAAUUCUCAACAGACUUUCGACCAAAU
Lethenteron reissneri (Far Eastern brook lamprey) is the source of this 4169-nucleotide messenger RNA. RefSeq names its product PR/SET domain 6 (gene PRDM6). NCBI's taxonomy places the organism in Eukaryota, Metazoa, Chordata, Hyperoartia, Petromyzontiformes, Petromyzontidae. Gene Ontology annotation, molecular function: protein binding. Gene Ontology annotation, cellular component: nucleus. The record is from RefSeq and is a predicted model, not a curated record. Gene Ontology annotation, biological process: regulation of gene expression.